Messenger RNA from Lactuca virosa, 1170 nucleotides. The record is from the annotation of a GenBank genome assembly. Lineage: Eukaryota; Viridiplantae; Streptophyta; Magnoliopsida; Asterales; Asteraceae.
AUGGUUAACAUUGAGGAGUUCCGCAAGGCCCAAAGAGCCGAAGGUCCAGCAACAAUUCUGGCUAUCGCCACCGCAACCCCUCCUAACUGUGUUCUUCAAAGCACAUAUCCAGAUUCCUAUUUUAGUGUUACAAAAAGCGAGCACAUGACAGAACUCAAGGAAAAAUUUAGACGCAUGUGUGAAAAAUCCAUGGUCAAAACACGAUACAUGUACUUUACAGAUGAAAUGUUACAGGAGAAACCAAACAUUUGUGCCCACAUGGCACCAUCAUUAGACGAAAGACAAGAUAUAUCAAUCGUGGAAAUACCAAAGCUUGGUGCAGAAGCUGCAACUCAUGCCAUCAAAGAAUGGGGCCAACCGAAGUCAAAGAUCACCCACGUCGUGUUUUGUUCCAUAACGGGUGUUGACAUGCCUGGAGCUGAUUACCAGCUCAUAAAGCUCCUUGGCCUUAAUCCUUCGGUAAAACGUGUGAUGUUGUAUCAACAAGGGUGUUUUGCUGGAGGCACUGUCCUUCGUUUAGCUAAGGAUUUGGCUGAGAACAAUAAGGGUGCUCGUGUAUUGGUUGUGUGCUCUGAGAUAGUUGCAGGAACUUACCGUGGGCCUGGUGAAGCCCAUCUUGAUGGCCUUGUAGCCAUGGCUUUGUUUGGUGAUGGUGCAGCUGCGGUCAUUGUAGGCGCUGACCCUAUUCCUGAUGUUGAAAAGCCACUUUAUGAAAUCGUUUCUGGAUUCCAAACUAUUCUCCCUCAAAGUGAGGCUGCAAUUGAAGGGCACCUUCGUGAGGCCGGGCUUAUAAUUCAUCUACUCAAAGAUGUUCCUGGACUUAUAGCAAAACACAUUGAAAAAAGCUUGGUUGAGGCCUUUCAACCAUUGGGCAUUGUAGAUUGGAACUCACUUUUCUGGAUCGCACAUCCAGGUGGCCCUGCGAUCUUGAACAAACUGGAGGAUAAACUAAGCCUUAAGCCUGAGAAAUUAAGGGCCUCACGACACGUUCUCAGUAAAUAUGGAAACUUGUCAAGUGCUUGUGUCUUGUUUAUCCUAGAUGAAAUGCGACGCUCUUCGGCUACAGAUGGGGCUAAAACCACGGGAGAGGGUCUAGAGUGGGGUGUGUUGUUCGGGUUUGGACCAGGUGUCACCGUUGAUACCGUUGUCCUCCAUAGUGUGUCUAUUUGA